AUGGGGGGCAACUCUAGUAAAACAGCAUGUGAGGCCAAUGGGUCCCAGCUGUGCUCUAAGGUCGCGCACGCAACCAUGUGUGUGAGCAUGGGCGGCGACUUCCAGUGCGCAUGUACAAGUGGAUACGUGCCAACAGGGAAAAACGCCGCAGCCACAUGUGUAGAUAUAGACGAGUGUGAAACCGGUCUGCACACAUGUGACAAGAAAAUCAAGAAUUCGGUUUGUCGGAACACUGAUGGAAGCUAUGAAUGCGUCUGUGACAUGUACCGAGAGUUGAGUGGAAACUCAUGUGAAGACAUUAACGAGUGUCUCCAAAACAGGGGAGGCUGCGGCAACAACAGUGAAUGCGUAAAUCAAAUUGGGGCCCCUGCUCUUUGUAAAUGCUGGAGCGGAUACACCGGCAACAAUGACCAGCCUGGAACGGACUGCAAAGAUAUUGACGAGUGUGAGCUGAUGCCGUGUUCUGCAAACGCGACAUGUAUCAACACUCCCGGAUCCUACAGGUGCCAGUGUAACACUGGUUUUACUGAGGCUGGCGACAAUCAGUGCGAGGCGAUUGACUACUGCGGAACCGGUCAAAGCAGAUGUGACCCUUACUUUGCCGACUGCGUUCAAUCCAGUGGCGCAUACACGUGCAAAUGCAAGGAGUUUUUCACGGGCACAGGAACGGUCAACAACUGUAUACCGAUUUCAGGGUAUGAGGACCUCGCCUGCCAACUGCUAGGAGUCACGUGUACCUCCUACCAGCAGUGCGAAAAAGACAAUCUGGGUUCUUACUCCUGCAAAGAAAAAUCAACCUUGAAGCAGUUGUCGACCUUCUUCUCCGAAGGGGCAAGCUCAGACACCCCAAUAUGGGUGUGGCUCACGGUUGCUACCGGCGCCUUCGUCCUCUUCCUUCUUCUCUUUAUUCUGACAAGUGAGCAGGUAGCCCGACACUUCAGGAAAAAGAGUCGAGAUGAGCCAGAGACAACAGUUUACGCCAACUACGGUCAAGGCGGGUACGGAUAUGGAGGCGUGGACUACUACGGGUAA
Besnoitia besnoiti is the source of this 1032-nucleotide messenger RNA. Its product is annotated as calcium binding egf domain-containing protein. NCBI's taxonomy places the organism in Eukaryota, Apicomplexa, Conoidasida, Eucoccidiorida, Sarcocystidae. Bases 1 to 1032 code for a protein of 343 amino acids. The transcript has 8 exons. The record is from RefSeq and is a predicted model, not a curated record. Gene Ontology annotation, molecular function: calcium ion binding.